CUAAUAGUAACCUUUAUUGUGUAUUAUCAUAAAUAAAAGUUCUACAGGUUCUUACAAUAUACUGGUGAUUCCGGCGCACCACUACUCCAGUAUACGGGUGGUCGGGCUGUACUGAUUGGCGUAUUCAAGUCAAUGGCCGGCCACUGUUCGGACGAUGGCUUCAAUUAUAACGUUAGAGUUUCAUCGAAUAUGAAAUGGAUUUCCGAUGUGUUGACGGGAGUUAUCCCUUCACAAUAGUUCAAUCAUAAUGUAUAAUGCACAUUAUUUCAAUCUGAC
This is a messenger RNA of Medioppia subpectinata, 276 nucleotides long. NCBI's taxonomy places the organism in Eukaryota, Metazoa, Arthropoda, Arachnida, Sarcoptiformes, Oppiidae. The record is from the annotation of a GenBank genome assembly.